CGGUGACUAAGAUGGACCCGCUGGUGGGGCCGCGCUGCGGGCUGUGGGCCGGGGGUCCAGCCCCGGGCCAGUUCUACCGCGUCCCCUCGGCGGCCGCGUCCGUGCUGGACCCGGCGUCUGCCCCGAUCACGCGCACGCAGAACCCCAUGGUGACCGGCACCUCGGUCCUGGGCGUCCAGUUCGACGGCGGCGUGGUGCUGGCGGCCGACAUGCUGGGCUCCUACGGCUCGCUGGCGCGCUUCCGCAACGUCUCCCGCAUCAUGCGCGUCAACGGCAGCACCGCGCUGGGCGCGUCCGGGGACUACGCCGACUUCCAGUACCUGCAGCAGGUCCUGGGCCAGAUGGUAAUCGACGAGGAGCUGCUGGGAGACGGACACAGCUACAGCCCUAGAGCCAUUCAUUCCUGGCUGACCCGGGCCAUGUACAGCCGCCGCUCCAAGAUGAACCCCCUGUGGAACACCAUGGUCAUCGGGGGCUAUGCCGAUGGAGAGAGCUUCCUAGGUUACGUGGACAUGCUCGGUGUAGCCUAUGAAGCUCCUUCGUUGGCUACUGGUUACGGAGCUUACUUGGCUCAGCCGCUGCUGAGAGAAGUUCUGGAGAAGCAGCCAGUGCUGAGCCAGUCUGAGGCCCGGGAGCUGGUGGAACGCUGCAUGCGGGUGCUGUACUACCGAGACGCCCGCGCGUACAACCGGUUCCAAAUUGCCACGGUAACGGAAAAGGGUGUUGAAAUAGAGGGACCACUCUCUGCCAAGACCAACUGGGAUAUUGCCCACAUGAUCAGUGGCUUUGAAUGAGAUGCAGAUGCCUUGUCCAGAAACGGAGUUACAGGCCCUUCUUCUGACUUUGAGCCUAACUAGUUCAAAAGGAAUUCUUUUGUAGAAUAAAUACAUUGAAACAUU
Molecule: messenger RNA, 899 nt
Organism: Sorex fumeus (smoky shrew)
Lineage: Eukaryota; Metazoa; Chordata; Mammalia; Eulipotyphla; Soricidae
Gene: PSMB4
Product: proteasome 20S subunit beta 4
Exons: 7
Coding region: 12-794 (260 amino acids)
Cellular component (GO): proteasome core complex
Source: RefSeq, a predicted model, not a curated record